Messenger RNA from Botrytis sinoallii, 567 nucleotides. RefSeq lists its product as uncharacterized. The transcript is spliced from 3 exons. The coding region runs from base 1 to 567 and encodes 188 amino acids. Lineage: Eukaryota; Fungi; Ascomycota; Leotiomycetes; Helotiales; Sclerotiniaceae. The record is from RefSeq and is a predicted model, not a curated record.
AUGCAGAUUCCAGCAGUUCUUCUCACCCUCGCUCUCCUCCCAGGAGCCUUGUCCUGGUCUCCAUUCGCUUCCUUGUACAACCCUACAUCAGCACAAUACGUUUACUCGCCCAUUGAGCAAAUCCGUUAUACACUCGCUUUCGAGACCUUUAUCCUCGAUUCAAAGAACUGGACUGCCUUAGAAUUUGUAUACACAAAUGACGCUAUUGCGAACUUCACUGGCUUGGGAGCCGAACUUUGGAUCGGAAGAGACGACAUUAUCGCCAACGAAAAGAAUGGCUUAGACCACGUUGCAAAUGGUGUUCAUCAGUUGACAAGUAGUGCUAUCUUGAUCAACCAAGCAAACAGCAGCGAGGCUCAUGUUACAACCUACAUCACAUUCAACCAUUUCGACACCAACACGGAAGGAACAGAAACACAUGUUUUCUCCGCAUGGUUCAAGUUUGAAGAUGAUUUUGUUGACACCAAAUCCUUUGAUGGAACUCCAAGUUCAUGGAGAGUACAGAAUAGACAGAUGGUCUUGGUUGGCGGAGGAGUUGGAGAUGAUCUUGCCGUUGAGAGACCUUAG